AACAUAUCAAAGGUAAUAUAACUCGUACGUUACUAUUAUAUCUCUCUUGUUCUUCACCACCUACCCAGAUCGGUGGCAUCUUCUCGAAACCCUCAUUACUGACUGUCUCACUCUCACAGCUCAAUCAAUGGCCGCUCCCCAAGAUGUCUCCAAAACUCCAUCCUCUUCUAACAGGAGGCAGAUGGUAACUCAAGGCUCUGUUGAUAUAUAUGCUGCACAGUGUAAAGAUUGCUUGAAAUGGAGAGUGAUUAAUACGCAGGAGGAGUUUGAAGAGAUCCGACAAAAAAUCAUCGGAGAACCUUUUCAAUGUAGCAGAAAGGCUGAUUGUAGCUGUGAUGAUCCUGCUGAUAUCGAGUAUGAUUCUAGUCGUACAUGGGUCAUUGACAAGCCUAACAUUCCAAAGACUCCACAAGGUUUCAAGAGAAUCUUGGUACUUAGAAAAGAUUACUCUAAGUUGGACUCUUACUACAUCACACCUACCGCCGGUAAAAAAUUGAGAACCCGCAAUGAGAUAGCGGCAUAUCUAAAAGAUCAUCCAGAACUCACUGGUGUAUCUGCUUCUGAUUUUGAUUUUUCAUCCCCGAAGAUAAUGCAAGACACCAUCCCAGAGUAUAUUGAGCAGAAGGAUUCUGCUAACAAAAAAGCUAAGAUAGCUAAAGAUGAAGUUUGAGAAAUAUGAUCACAACAUUGCUGCAUGAUGUUGUUGAUGCUGAUUAUGGUUGGUUUGUUUGUAAGAUAUUAUUUCUAGGUAUUGUGUUAGGGGGACAGCAGUCCAGUGGUAUUGAAACAAUUUUUUUUUUCUUUUCUGGUGGUCUUUUGUAACCUAAACAAAUAUUAACCGCCUCUUUGUGCCGAGUAGUCGGAACACCUGGAAAAAUAUUUAUUAUUCUUCUAUGCAUCCCUAUGGAUUUGCCUUA
Molecule: messenger RNA, 917 nt
Organism: Trifolium pratense (red clover)
Lineage: Eukaryota; Viridiplantae; Streptophyta; Magnoliopsida; Fabales; Fabaceae
Product: methyl-CpG-binding domain-containing protein 4-like
Exons: 2
Coding region: 128-670 (180 amino acids)
Molecular function (GO): ATP binding; DNA binding; zinc ion binding
Source: RefSeq, a predicted model, not a curated record